AUGAGCGAGGAUGAAGGGCGCACUAGCAGCGCCAGGGGCGCGCGGAACGGCGAGAGGCCUGUGUUGCGCUCUCCCCGGGGGCGGGGGGGCGGAAGCGCAAGCGCAACUCCCACCGGCAGAGGCGGAGCGCGGAUUCCCCAGUCCCCUAGAAACCCGCCGUUUGAUCUCCGCUCCCGCACCCCCCCGCCUGGAAAUUUCGCCGGGUUUGGGCGGGGUGGCGGAGCGGAAGGGGUAGGGGGAGUGUUGCGCGUGUCUAGCGCAGGGGAAGGCGUAGGCGCAGUUGUACGGAUGGAGGGCGCGCCCAGUUGGCGGAAGGGGCAGGGGGGAACCGAAUUUGGCGGAACGGCGGGUCAGGGGAACGUGCGCCUGAGCGGGUUAGGGGGAGGCGUUGGCGGAGGGGGGUUUGCGCGCAGCCGUGAUGGCGGCGCGGGUUUGCGCCGAACGCACUCGGUGGAAUCGAAAACCGCGAUACUGGACAUGUUCUUAUCGGAUGACGGUGAGGACGGUAUCGAGGAUACACGAAGACUUGCACCACAGCAGCAGCCGCUGCAGGGGCACGCGGCGAGGGAAUUUGCAAGAGGCAGGAGAACCGCAGGAUCUGAAUCUUGGAGUGCAUCCGACGACCGAGCUUUCGCGAACCUUCGGCAGCAGCAGCAGGGACAGAGCGGCGGUGGCGGCGGCGGCGGCGGCGGCCUUGCCCGGUCCGCCCUAAAGGGCAUGGCGCACGCGCUCUCCCCCAUGCGCGGAGGCCGCGCGGGGAACCUAAGGGCGGGAGCGGGGGGAGGACCCGGGGGAGGUCUCGGCGGAACUCUAGGCGGCGCAACGGCAGGCGGAGGAUUGGGGGAAGGGCUGCGCCGAACCAUCUCCCUGCAGCCCGGGCUAGCAAGAACCGGAGGUAGUAGGGUAGGCGGCGGAGGGGGAGGCGGAGGGGGAGGCGGAGGGGGAGCGGGAGGGGGAACGGGAGGGGGAGGGGGGACAGCAGGGGGGCCGAGAGGCGGGGGAGGCGGGAUGGGGAACCCGAUGAACAUGGCUGCUGGAUUUGGAAAGGCUAUUGGCGGAGGGCUCAAAAAGGCGGGCGCUACAGUAGGAGACGGGUUACGCAGAGUCUCCACUGUAGCUCCCGCGUCCUCGUCAAUGGAUGAUCCGUUAGGGCAGUCGUUUCACGAGGUGUCCAACAAGCCGUCAUCUUCUUCUGACCGUCAGCUAAGAGAAGCCGUAUCGUCUCUCCGAUCGCUCCUUAGGAAGCAGCCUGCGGCGAAGGACAUCACGGUGGAGUGCGGUGGAGUGCGGCUCAUUGUAGAUCUGCUCUCUGCUUCUGAUGCGAAAACGCAGGAGCAUGCAGUUUCGUGCCUGCUGCUGGUGUCUUUAGUGAAAGGAGUAGCUGGGGAGAUAGCAGUGUGCAACGGGGUGAAGCAGCUAGUGAACUUGCUUCAAAGCGGCACUGUAGCUUCGAAAGAAGGCGCCGCAGCAGCGCUUUUCACUCUGUCGGUUAGCGAGUCGCUUCUUAUGGAGGUAAGGGGGAGCGGGGCGGUGCCGCUGCUGCUGGAUGUGCUUAAAACGGGGUCCACUAGAGGGAGAAAAGACUCAGCCCUUGUGUUAUUUAAUGUAUCGAGAGACGCGGAAGGGGCGUUGGAGUUGGUUGAAGCGGGAGCGGUGGAAGUGCUUUUAGAGGUGCUUGCUUAUAAAGAGUCGGGUUUGGAAGAGAAAGCAAUGGCGGUGCUGGCUAAUAUCUGCCGAUUGAAAGAGGGCCGGGCUAGGCUUGUAACAGCAGACGGAAAAGGCUGGGUCAGCGGUGGUAGUAGUGGUGGUAGUGGCAAUGGUGGCAGUGGUGGCAGUGCGGCUCGCCAAGAGCUCAAGAGGACUCUAUUAUGA
This is a messenger RNA of Closterium sp. Naga37s-1, 1872 nucleotides long. NCBI's taxonomy places the organism in Eukaryota, Viridiplantae, Streptophyta, Zygnematophyceae, Desmidiales, Closteriaceae. The record is from the annotation of a GenBank genome assembly.